Asparagus officinalis (garden asparagus) is the source of this 2920-nucleotide messenger RNA. RefSeq names its product auxin response factor 18-like. Gene Ontology annotation, molecular function: protein binding; DNA binding. Gene Ontology annotation, biological process: regulation of DNA-templated transcription; response to hormone. The record is from RefSeq and is a predicted model, not a curated record. Gene Ontology annotation, cellular component: nucleus. The transcript is spliced from 5 exons. Bases 644 to 2617 code for a protein of 657 amino acids. NCBI's taxonomy places the organism in Eukaryota, Viridiplantae, Streptophyta, Magnoliopsida, Asparagales, Asparagaceae.
UUCUGCCGUCUUUAGAGAGAGACAGAGGGAGGGGGGGAUCUGAAGAGUGGGGGGAAAUGGAUAAGGGAUUAAGACUGAAGGGUGAAGGAGUUGGAAGCUAGCGGAAAGAUUUGAUUUUGGUGUAAAUUUCUUAUUUUAGCAUCAUUAUCUGUUGUAGCUGAAGCCAGAGUUGUGUUUAUUUUGCCAUGAAAGUGAGAGCGGUGCUUUGUGGAAAUAUUUCACUGAGAAAGCUGUGUGAUGUUUCUGGUGAUUUAUGAGAAAACUUUGGUGAGGAAAAGAUUGUUUGUUCAAUUUUCAACAAAUGGGCUUGUGUUGGAUUGUUGGUUGCUGUACUUCUGGAGGAUAUGAGGUGGGUUUCUAAAAUUUUGGAGGAUUAGGGUUUCAGGAGCUGGAAUUUGGUUUAUUAGUAUCAGUGGAGGAAUGAGAUUUGGGAUUUUACGAUUUUGAUCAAGGAAAGAGUACAGAAGCAUGUGGAUUUUCCUAUAUUUCUCCAAAUCAAAAGGCAGGUUUCUGGUUUCCCUUCUAAGUUAGCAACUAUUCAGCUAGAAACAAGUGAUCUAAUUGCCUGCAAAAACUAUUGGAUCUCUUCAUCGAAUUUGUGAUAUUUGUCGGGUCAAAAUCAAUAGUGCUUGUCGAUAUAAUCAUGUUUGGGAAUUCCACCAAAGAACUGCUGAAGGACUCUGAGAAAUGCUUGGACUCCCAGCUUUGGCACGUUUGUGCUGGUGGUAUGAUUCAAAUGCCACCUGUUAACUCUAAGAUUUACUAUUUCCCUCAAGGCCAAGCUGAACAUGCCGUCACUAAUGUAGAUUUUGGUAAUGCUCGAAUCCCUGCCCUCGUUCAUUGUCGUGUAGCUUCUGUGAAAUUCUUGGCUGACCGCGAAACUGAUGAGGUUUUUUCCAAGAUAAAACUAAUCCCGGUUCGGGAUAAUGAGUCCGAUUAUAGUGAAGCCGAUGAUCAGUUGAGCCUAAAUGGCAACGGUCCAGAUUUACAAGAGAAACCUGCAUCUUUUGCCAAGACACUGACUCAAUCUGAUGCUAACAACGGUGGGGGUUUCUCCGUGCCUCGUUAUUGUGCUGAAACCAUUUUCCCUCGUUUGGACUACUCAGCUGACCCUCCUGUACAAACUGUUCUUGCUAAGGAUGUGCACGGUGAAGUUUGGAAGUUUAGGCACAUUUAUAGGGGUACCCCUCGCCGUCAUUUGCUUACAACCGGUUGGAGUACUUUCGUCAAUCAGAAAAAGCUAGUGGCCGGGGAUUCAAUUGUUUUCUUGAGAACCGAGAACGGAGAGCUAUGUGUUGGAAUCCGAAGAGCUAAGAGAGAAAUGGGCAAUGGUCCUAACUCCAUUUCAGGGUGGAACCCUCCCCCUUAUGGGGGGUUUUCGAUGUUUUUAAGGGAAGAAGAGAGCAAGCUAAUGAGAGGGAACAGCAACAACGGUAUCAAUUGUGGAGGGUUCGCUAAUAUCAGAGGGAGAGGGAGAGUGAAGGCUGAGUCUGUGACUGAGGCAGCAACUUUGGCAGCGAGUGGACAGGCUUUUGAGGUAGUUUACUAUCCGCGGGCUAGCACCCCAGAGUUCUGUGUGAAAGCAUCAGCAGUGAGAGCAGCGAUGAGGAUACGGUGGUGCCCAGGUAUGAGGUUUAAAAUGCCUUUUGAAACAGAGGAUUCGUCGAGGAUAAGCUGGUUCAUGGGUACGAUAUCUUCGGUGCAAGUUGCUGAUCCUCUCCGUUGGCCUAAUUCACCAUGGAGGCUACUUGAGGUGACGUGGGAUGAACCAGAUUUGUUACAGAAUGUGAAACGGGUUAGCCCAUGGCUCGUAGAACUAGUGUCCAACAUUCCAUCCAUCCACUUAACCCCCUUCUCAUCACCUAGGAAGAAACUACGACUUCCCCAUCAUCCCGACUUCCCCCUUGAAAGUCAAUAUCCAACUCCAACCAUUUUCCCGGAAAACCACCUCCUCGGGCCCAGCAGUAGACCUGCAGGCAUACAGGGAGCCAGGCAUUCUCAAUUUGGUACUAUUUCCCUACCAAAUAUCCAUCUUAACAAACUUCAUCCCGCUCUAUUUCCAUCUAAUUUUCACCCAACUCCGCCCUCAAGAAUCUCCACAAGCCUCUUCAUGAACAACCCCCCAGUUCAUAACAAUGUCUCCUGCUUGCUCACUAUUGGUACCCCUCCUCAGGCCUUGAAGAAACCUUUUGACAAAAAAGCCCCUCAAUUUGUGCUAUUUGGGCAGCCCAUACUCACUGAAGAACAAAUCUCUCUAAGCAACUCUUUGAACAGUUCGUCUGAUGAUAAUCAUGAAAAGGUAGCAAACUGGUCCUGUGAAGAUUUUCCAUGCUACAAACAUUGCAAAGUUUUCAUGGAAUCAGAGGAUGUUGGCCGAACCCUUGAUCUCUCUGCUCUUGAUUCUUAUGAGGAGCUUUAUGAGAAAUUGGGUGGUAUGUUUGGCAUUGAGAAAUCUGAGAUAAUGAGCCAUGUGGUUUAUUGUGAUGCAUUUGGUGCUGUCAAACAUACGGGAGACGAACCAUUCAGCGAGUUUAUGAAAACAGCACGGAGGCUGACGGUGCUUAUGGAUUCAAGCAGUGACAACAUCGUUGGAGGACAUAUCGUUCACUCUUACUAGGCUGACGGUGCUUAUGGAUUCAAGCAGCGACAACAUCAUCCGAGGAUAUAUCGUUCAAUCUUAGUAGGCGGGCGACACAAAAUAUUGCAAAUAGUUAUGUUCUAUUUUCUUUUAUUCCCUUUGUUAUGUAUUUGUGCUAAGCUUCCAGAGAACUUUGAUCUAUCAUUUCAAUUGCCCCUAAAGUUAGGAUUUUGGAACUAGACCAUGAUUAUCUCAUCAAAUGUAAUAUGUGUUACUCUUCUUUUGCUUUCCUCUAUUUUGUGGUGUGUGUGUUCAAUAAAAACCACUAUCUUUUAUAUCGUA